This is a messenger RNA of Oncorhynchus masou masou (cherry salmon), 1705 nucleotides long. Its product is annotated as NHS-like protein 3. The transcript has 8 exons. Gene Ontology annotation, biological process: cell differentiation. The coding region runs from base 719 to 1705 and encodes 328 amino acids. The record is from RefSeq and is a predicted model, not a curated record. Lineage: Eukaryota; Metazoa; Chordata; Actinopteri; Salmoniformes; Salmonidae.
UCCCCCUAGCCUUUUCUCCUCCUGCUGUCUUCUUCACCUCCUCACUAUCCCUCUCCAGCCUCUUCUUUCCUCCCCUUCUCAUUCCGUAUAGAGCUAGCAGAACUAGCAAAUGCUAGUACUGUGGGGUUUAUAAUGGGAGCAGAGGCUAACAGAGCUAGCUCUGAGGCUAAUUCUCGUAUUGUGGGGUUUGUAAUGGGAGCAGAGGCUAGCAGAGCUAGCUCUGAGGCAAAUGCUAACAGCACUGUGGGAAGUGGGAGGGGGAGGCUAGCCCACAGAGGGAGGCACAAACAGCCAGCACUGAGCAUGGAGAUGCAUUCACUCGUACACUGCUAAACACAGAAUACUGCAGCCUGCGCACAGAGGGCGAGAGAAAGAGAGAGAGAGAGAGAGAGAGAGAGAGAGAGAGAGAGAGAGAGAGAGAGAGAGAGAGAGAGAGAGAGAGAGACACACACCAAAGGGGGGAAAGAGAAGAGGCAUGGUUCGCAAUCAGGUGGUGACCCAGUGCUCUAUAUAGAAAUAGAGAGAAGAAGAAGAAGAAGAAGAAGAAGAAGAAGAAGAAGAAGAAGAAGAAGAAAACGACAGAAGGAUGGUUGAAAGAGAAGUUGAGAGGAGCCAACUUGACCCCUGACCCCUCCGAAGAGGAAAGGAAAGGAAAAAACAGAUAGAGAGAAGGACAUAAAGACAGAGAGGCCAUCCCUUAAACCCCUAAAGAGGAGUAAUGUCUCGCCGGAGCUCCGUGGGUGAGCUGGUUCCCAGGGACAUCUCUGAAAUCCUAGCCCGGGAAGGCAAGGCCCAACGUGGCCAGAAGAAGACCGGAGGUUCCCUGGGUCAGACCUUCAGCUGGUUGAAAGGAAGCAAGAGAAAGAAGAAUGUCACUAAUGGACAGAACCGGACGGGGGGUGGGAUCGGGACUAAAGAGGGAAACGGAACCAAACAUGGACAUCACCAGAAUAACGAUACACCCAAAGCUGGUCCUAAGGGUCAGGAUGAGCAGAAGAGGUUGACAGUUCACUACACAGCCUCCUCCUCACACUACCAGGAGAAUGUGUUCAUCGAGGGCAGUCGCCCUCAGUACCUAGAGGACCUGCACACUGAGGCACGGGAGGGGUUAAAGAUACUGCAACAAGAAGAAUAUAAUAAUGGAGUGGGCUUUCAGGAUGAUCAGAGUGGCCUCCCAGAACAGGAUGUCAGCUCCAACCACUGGGAUGGAUUUCAGGAGUCCGGAAGCACCGCCGGGAAUUCUGUUACCGCGGCGACCUCCGCUGUAUCGUCAGCCAUGUCCACGAGACCCGUGAUCACGCGCCAAGGCUCCACGUUCAAGCCCCUGAACCCAGUGAAAAGACUAGAGAAAGGGAAGAACAGGAGCAGGAGGACAACUAUCAUGGGCAUACCCCAGCAGGUCCAGAGAGAGCUGGACCUGCACACUGGGUCUGCGUACCAAGUUCCUUCCAAGCUCCCGAACGGCUCUGGAGGACAAGGUAGUGGCAGCCAACCAGACGUGGUCGUCAUCCCCACCAUCGACGGAGAAACCCCUCUAGCCAACCACGAUGGAGCAAAGGCAUCCAGAGAGGAGCAGCUGUUGAGACACCACCUCCAGUCUGUUUACAGGGACGACCAGGGCUUCAGCUACCACAGGGGACUGGACUCUCAUCUCUCCUCCACCCAGAGGCCCAAAUCUCUGGCCGUGCCGGGCUACAUAGUAUGA